UUGAUUCAUUCAUCUCAAACACAGAGUAGAGUAUUACUCAUAAACAGUCAAAGCAAGUCAGUAGUGUUUUGAACAAAUGGGUUGCAUUAAGAUCGUCUCCCUGCUCCUUGUAUGCAUGCUGGUGGCUGCACCUGUCACGACAGAUGCAGCGAUCACUUGCGGCACGGUGGCAAGCCUACUGCAACCAUGUAUCAGCUACCUUCAGGGUAGGGGGCCUCUGCCACCUGCUUGCUGCAACGGAGUGAAGUCUCUUAACGCAAAGGCUACUACCACACCAGAUCGCCAAGCUGCUUGCAAUUGCUUGAAGGCUGCUUCACAAGGCGUUAAUGGUGGUCUUGCCGCAGGUCUCCCUGGUAAGUGUGGUGUCAACAUUCCUUACAAGAUCAGCCCCUCCAUUGACUGCUCCAAGAUCCGGUGAAUUAUCACCUCAGCAUCAUCGGAAAGGAAGUGAGGAAUAUUUUAGAAUUACGUUUUAAGGUAUUUAGAAUAAGAUUGGAGUCUCCCAUCUGAGAGCGAGCCUCCCCUGUUUUGGGUCUGUGUUUUGUCUAUGCAAUGUAAUGGGGGUCUAAUGUAUGGAUGAAUGUAUUAAAAACUAUAUAUAAUCUAAUGCGAGUUGUUAUAUAAUUA
Molecule: messenger RNA, 627 nt
Organism: Tripterygium wilfordii
Lineage: Eukaryota; Viridiplantae; Streptophyta; Magnoliopsida; Celastrales; Celastraceae
Product: non-specific lipid-transfer protein 1-like
Exons: 1
Coding region: 77-418 (113 amino acids)
Biological process (GO): lipid transport
Cellular component (GO): membrane
Molecular function (GO): lipid binding
Source: RefSeq, a predicted model, not a curated record